UCGGACAGUAUGUACAGAAACAGUAUAUAUCGAUAACUAGGUGACAAAAUGUCCGAUUCAUCAGACGCAGAAAACGAAAUCGUCGAGAAAACUUUGAAAAAUGUGGAAUUCAUACAAACUAUGAUAGAUAGCACUGCCAAACUGCUACUAGGUUUACGAAAUGAAUGUGCAGCCACAAAUGAUUUAACACAGAAUGAAAUAAGAGAGCAAGAAAGUAAGUUGCUGAAGCUGUUUAGUAAACAGUUAGUACAGACAACAAAGGUAGAUCCAGAGAACACACAGGAGAAAUUGUCUGGCUAUCCUAAAACUGACCAAUGGCUGACGGUGGUGGGCCUCCCAGAAAAUGCCGUACAGGAGAUUCUCAAAAGGGACAUCAAGCUGGGGAUGUUACUGCAAAUGUCUGAGGAUGAGGUACAAAGCUUGCUCCAGCGAUUUAAUACCGCAGAGGAGGACAUCACCAAGCUCAACACAGCCCUCAGAAACCUCAAAUUAUGGACAGGUCGUGAACAGCAUGGAGGUCUGGCUGAUAGCGAUAUUGAACUUCACUGGACGCAGUACCGGUCACCUUCCAGUAGCCCGUACAACAGUUCCCCAAACAACCCCUCAUCAGGCCGUCCCUCCACUUCAUCUGAGAACUCUCAACUCCUCCCCACUCCACCUCACAGCACCCCCUCAUCACCCUCACCGGUCCACCAGGAACGCCAGUACAGAAUUACCCCUCCAGCCACGCCCCCAACAGUUAGACCACUACCACAAAAUUCACUGAUCCCCAGUACCCCACCCAGCAGGAUCAAAGUCAAAAGUCCCCCCACCACCGUCCCCAUGACAACAAGCAAGUCCUACACCAAUCUACAUACCAACCUCCACAUCAAAGUGGUGGAUGUAGAUGGAAUCAACAAAUACGAUGGAAUCAACAAAUUUAACAAACACUUAAUUACUAGACCGUCCCAUCCGCCUCUGAUUAAGUCCUAUUCGGAAGAGAGAAGGAAAAGACCAGAUCUGACGCUGGACAACACACACGUGGUCAGAAGGCCGUCCAAUGAGGACCCCCACCCAUCACCCUCACAGACCUCCCCCUCAUACCUAGAUACUAACCUCAGUAUUCCUCGGUCUCCUAAAUUUGUUCACAGAUUUAAGAAAGGCUACAUAAUGAGUGGUACCUGUGAAGUCUGUUCAAAGCAGAUUUACUUCAUGGGAAAGACCUGUAAAAUUUGCAAAUUUAAGUGUCACAGAGACUGUACGAGUCGUGCACCAUCACAGUGCUUACCAGAUUUCUAUUCCUUAGACCAUAAACACAGGGACGGUUCACCCAGUCCAAGUGCAGAAAGAAAUGGCAUUCAUUUAAAACCCCAUAAGAACAGUUCAGCGCCCGCUUUCCACAACACAGAUUCCGGUUCAAAUCCCUCCUCUUGUAAUUCUUCCACCCCCUCCUCCCCUGCCACAAUGAGGUAUACCCCCUCCCCCGCUAACACACAGGACUACUCCACAACCUUUGUUUACCCAGAGAUUGUAAAAUCCAGUGCUGAUGGAGAAGUCUUUGUAGGAAAAGAAUCUUCUGUGUCCAGUCGGAGGUCAGUGUCCAGCAUAAAAGACGUUGUUGGUACUAAUACAUCAGAUGAUAGCAACAAAACUUUAGUUGAUAGCAAUGCGUCCGAGAAGACUCUUGAGAGAGAGGAUUCUAUGGACAGUCAGGAUGGCAUUAUUCACCACUGGGAUCGCGGCAACAGUCUUUCUGUAACGUUAAAAGAAUGGGAUAUCCCAUUUGAACAGUUAAAUUUAAUGGAUAAAAUUGGAACAGGUCGAUUUGGAACAGUAUACAAGGGUACAUGGCAUGGUCAAGUAGCCAUUAAAAUGUUACAUAUGGACCCUGACUCUGAUAACAACCAAGCUCAGCUCUCAGCAUUUAAACUUGAGGUGGCAAUGUUGAAGAACACAAGGCAUGAAAACCUGUUACUGUUUAUGGGUGCUUGUAUGAAACCACCCCAGCUUGCCAUAGUUACCAGUUACUGCAGUGGUCAAACACUCUAUACCUAUGUCCGGACGAAUGCUCGGGAAAAAUUCAACAUGAACAAAACAAUUCUGAUAGCUCAACAAAUAGCACAGGGCAUGGGUUAUCUACAUGCAAGAGGAAUAAUCCAUAAAGACUUAAAAACAAAGAACAUUUUCUUGGAAAAUGGCAAAGUUGUAAUUACAGAUUUUGGAUUAUUUAGUGUCACCAAAAUAUGCCAUGGCAACAGGAAGGGUGACUGCCUCCACAUUUCCCCGGGCUGGUUGUGUUACCUCUCCCCUGAGGUCAUCAGGUGUCUUCAUUCCGGGAGAUCCAAAGUGGACCUACCAUUCUCUGAAAAGUCCGAUGUUUACGCAUUUGGCACAAUUUGGUAUGAGCUGCUAGUAGGUGAUUGGCCUUUCAGAAACUUAGCACCAGAGUGCAUCAUAUGGCAAGUAGGGAGAGGGAUCAAACAAUCUCUGGGGAGUGUGAUGGCAUCAAAAGAGGUCAAGGAUGUUCUGAUGAUCUGUUGGACGUACCAGCCGGACGACAGACCACAAUUUAAGCACCUCCUGAAGGCGAUAGAGAGGCUCCCAAAGAAACGUCUGGUGCGGAGCCCCUCCCAUCCUGUCCACCUGUCUCGGAGCGUGGACUCUGUGUUCACCGCCUAAUCACUCAUCUGGAACCACGUCUUUCUUAUACUGUGAUAAUUAAUAUCUGACACAGUCUAGUAGUUAUCCAGGUCAUCAGGUUCAAAAAGACACAGGAGGAAUUCCAAAAGAAAGUUUAUUAAUUAAUUCUUGUACCCAAUCUAAAUAUGACCAAACUUUUUUUUCUCCCAAAUGUGGUCCUUUUUCAUGCCUGAUGUUCUAUAAAGAUAAAGAAUGUGAAUCAAGCACAACUUGUAGGGACAUGACAGAUAUGGACUCCUAAGUGCUUUUAUUUUGUGUAUGUUCAAUGAUUGUUAUUUAUUUAAUUCAUGCUUUUCACCCUCAUCCGAUUCCAUUCCAGAGUUGUGUGAGAAAAGUGUGCAUUUUACAUGUGAAAAAUGCUCAAAGUAAAUAUAACAGAUGUUGAUUUAAAUUUUUAAUUGAAUUGUAAUAUUUUUUUGAAAAGGUUUCACCCUUUUACUCUGUCCAAAUAUGAGGUUCUUUUUUUCCAAAUCCUUUGUUGCUGCUUUUUUUUUUAUUAGAAACUUUGUUAUACAUGUAUGUAAAACAAAAAUUUUAGUUUAUUUUUCAAACUUAAAAUAUUUAUUUUGUAUUAUGACAAGGAUGAACAUGUGGACAUGAGAGAAUGAAAGUGCUUUACAAUGACAUUCCUUAAUUUUCAUACGACACUGCUCUUCCAAAGAGCAUGUCUGCAGAACAUUUAAAACCUUUAUGCAAAUGUGAUAUAUUGCGCCAUGACCAUUAAUUAGCAAUGUAUAGGGAGUGGUAGAUAAUUCUGAAUGACUUCACGAUGUGCAUUUUUAUCAUUAUAAUGUAGACCUACCAUUCAUUCUUCUCUAGGGUCAGUAGUCUUAUAGAAAUCACCAUGGAAACAUUUUUAUAUUAUUAUAUGUAGACACUGGAUAAAGCAUAAUGACUGUGUUAUUAUUUAUUACCAUAUAGUUUAUUAUUUGUACAUAUCAUUUUUCUUAUUUUUUAUCCUAAGAUAAAUGUAUUUUAAUUUCUUUCUUUUUUUAACAAAUUCAAAAUAUUGACCGCAAAAUUCAGUAAGCCAUCUUAUUCAACAUCAUCCUUCAUGAAACAGAGUAAAAAAGUUCAAUGUUCACCCUGGGUUAAAAAAAAUUGGAAACGGGGCUUGCCAGUCUGCCUAUAUCAAUAAGCGUAACUUGUUUGCAAGAAUAGAAAUAAACAUAUAAAUUGUGCAUCUACCAAAGGGAAAUAUUUCGAAGGCAUUACUGGAGGGGAGAAUAUCAUUGUAGAAAAUGGAUUUAUGCAUCAGUGAUUUAUGCUUAAUUGCAAAUAUCUAUGUACAGAUAUAUUACAUAGAAAAUUGGAAAAGGGGCUAUUACAGUAAUGCAGUUAAAUUGAUACAUGUAUUAUAGACAGUCAGAUCUUAGCUACCAUUGACAUUGCAGAUUUCAAAGUCUUGUGGAUUUUGGAAUUUAAGAACUGGUUAAAUGUCCUUUUUUUUUUUAUUAUACAUGUAUUGAACUUUGUAUUUCUGAUUAUCUGAAGGAUGGUGACUGAAAUUAAAUUUUUAGCUACAUAUAGGAAUGUCUAGAUAGCUCACCAGUUGACUGUUUUCCUUGCGACAGCAAAGCAAUGCUUUACUUUGUCCGUCAUCGUCAUUAUUUAUGCAUGUAGUGUUUCAUAACUUUGUACCCAUCAUGCAAUAUCAGACUUGUCUGGGCAUGUGUGAUUGAAGAUACCUCCAUGUUGAUUUAUAUGUCUGUGGGAGAUUGAUAGGGGGGGUGGGUGGAGGGGGGGUCCUAUUCCAGUAGCUGCUUUUUCUCAACAUUGAUAGGAAUGAAGAGUGCACACUUAAAAGCAUGCUGUGAUACCUCAUAUAAGUAGAGGAAUAGAGUGUGUGUGUCAUGUGCAUCUACAAUCAUUUACAUCUUUGUUACAAUGGACUUAAAAAUUGAAUAAUGGAUUGAUAUGUUGAGAUGUUAUUAAAUGUCUGAGUAUAGAAGUUUUAGUAUGAGAGGACACUUUAUAGUAAUCAUUGAAUCAAUCUGUUGGCACAAUUAUUUGACAUGAUACAGUAAAACUUGGUUACAAUGGUUAAGUCCUGGGGACCUGUGAAUUUACUUAACUCUAACUGUAAUAAAUUUGUUAAACUUGCAAUUUACAUGUUUCUCUCUAGUAUGACUCAAAUUUGUCCAGAGAACUAUCAAAUAAAAAAAAAAUUAUUUUGGAUUAAUAUACAAGUUUUCUGAUAAGUUAAAAUGAAAUGAAAGUCAAAUGUAAAAACUAUGAAAGUGUGUACCAGAUGCAGAUCACAUUUUCACUACACAUUCAAAAGUCGAGAAAUUUUUAGGCUAUUUUAUUAUGUGUGUGUGUCACUCUACUGGUCUGUAUGACUUUGUCAGUCAUUUAAGUCUUAGUUACAUCUUUUUAUUAUUCAAUUAUAGACUGGGCAUUACUCUUCUACACUUUAUUCUACAGUAUUCCUCAUAUUGAAAUGUCAACACUAUUGUUUGAAAUCUUGUAUUUUUAAACCAAAUUUUGAUGUCGCUGUUAUGCCAUGAUUUUAAAAAAAAUGGUCUAAAGUGAAAAAUACGUUUUAGAACAAAUGCUUGUAAGAAAAUUUCCAGUAUUAACAGUAUUAAUUGUUGAGAUAUUAAAAACAUUAACAAGUCAAAGUAACUUUAUAUUUAGUACAGAUAAAAUUCCCGAUUCUCAUGAGUAUUUGAUCUCAAAUUUUUUAUUAAGAUCUUCAUGACGGAUAUUUUUUUAAAUUAAAAUAUUCAUGAACAAUUGAUGUCUGUUGUAAAAAUGUAGUGUAUACACAAUCGCAACAUUAUUUUUCUCUGUCUGCAUUGAAAAAAAGUUUAAACUACUCUUAGUAUGGUAUUUCACACAAAAUUACAUACAGUAAUUAAAGUGAAAUGACUUGUAUCUGCCAUGGUAAAUCUGAGUCUCUGAAUGUGACGAAAUAUUUCCCACAUUAUAUGUGCUAUUAUUGUGAGCAUGACUGUGAGUUUUCUGACCAUUGUUGAUUCUUUAUUUCUAUGUGCAAUAUGCCACGUGUACAGAAAGUGAUGAAAAUAAAAAAAAAUCUGUUUGAUAAA
This is a messenger RNA of Saccostrea cuccullata (small rock oyster), 5732 nucleotides long. Its product is annotated as kinase suppressor of Ras 2-like. Lineage: Eukaryota; Metazoa; Mollusca; Bivalvia; Ostreida; Ostreidae. Gene Ontology annotation, cellular component: cytoplasm. Gene Ontology annotation, molecular function: ATP binding; protein kinase activity. Gene Ontology annotation, biological process: Ras protein signal transduction; protein phosphorylation. The transcript has 22 exons. The record is from RefSeq and is a predicted model, not a curated record. Bases 49 to 2658 code for a protein of 869 amino acids.